Alternaria arborescens is the source of this 678-nucleotide messenger RNA. RefSeq lists its product as hypothetical. The transcript has 3 exons. Gene Ontology annotation, cellular component: membrane; signal peptidase complex. NCBI's taxonomy places the organism in Eukaryota, Fungi, Ascomycota, Dothideomycetes, Pleosporales, Pleosporaceae. The record is from RefSeq and is a predicted model, not a curated record. Bases 1 to 678 code for a protein of 225 amino acids. Gene Ontology annotation, biological process: protein targeting to ER.
AUGUCUGCAACCCAGAAAAUCGCAGUCCACUCCCUUGCCGACCUCAAGAACACGACCGAUGACGCGCUCCCCAACUACCUCAACAGCCUCAAAUUCAAGCAAAUUCACACCCAGACCGAUGUGCGGUUAGUCCUCGGCUACACAGCCGUCACCAUCGCCGGCGCCCUUUUCUACUACGACUGGAAAUUUGGCUGGGAAGCCAGCAAGCCCUAUACCCUACCCGCCGUAGUCGCAUAUUUCCUGUUAAACGGAGCCUUCAGUUAUUGGCUAUGGUUCGUGGAGAAGGGGGUUGUAUAUGAGGGGGAGGGCAAGACAGGCAAGGUGAGGAUAUCCUCGUCGACAAAGAAGCACAUCCCCAUCUACGAAUGCGACGUUGUCUUUACACCCGCCCCUUACAACUCCAAUCCCAAGCAAACGAUCCACAUCCGCGCGCCCAUGACCCGGUGGUUCACCUCGGAUGGCUACUUUGUCGCAAAGCCCUUCCAGCAAUGGCUCGCUUCUGAAGUGCCUGUUGUUGGUGCUGCGGACCCUAAUAAUGUGGUUGAGGAAAUUGGUCGGGGAAGUGCGGGUAUGGACCAGACCAUGAACCUGAACAGCUCCAAUGCCGUGGAUAUCCUGCAACAGCUCAAGGCGAGUGGUGCCAAGUUUGCGAGCGGGGAUGCGCAGAGGAGGAGAUAG